AUGCCUCGUGUCGUCAAACUUUUGGUCAAGAGGAAAGAUUUUACAUAUCAUAAUCGCUGUACCUACGGAGAGAUACAUAUGGAACCUAUGAACAACAUGAGAUGGAUCAAAUCCCAUCAAGUUGUUAUCACAUUGACAUAUUGA
Sclerotinia sclerotiorum 1980 UF-70 is the source of this 144-nucleotide messenger RNA. RefSeq lists its product with no specific name. The coding region runs from base 1 to 144 and encodes 47 amino acids. Lineage: Eukaryota; Fungi; Ascomycota; Leotiomycetes; Helotiales; Sclerotiniaceae. The record is from RefSeq and is a predicted model, not a curated record. The transcript is spliced from 3 exons.